GCGUCCUAUAUAAGGAGGUGCGCGGAGACCUGGGUGCAUUCGGUGUCUGGAGCUGCUGUGGUCGCGAUGUCUGCCCUGGUGUCCCUGGCCGUGCUAGCAUUGCUCUCUUUGCCGGAUUUGGAUGCCGUCCAGCUUACUCCGAAGGUUCAAGUUUACUCGCGUCAUCCAGCGGAGAAUGGAAAGCCAAACUUCCUGAACUGCUAUGUGUCUGGGUUUCAUCCACCCCAGAUUGACAUUGAUCUCUUCAAGAAUGGAGAAAAGAUACAAAAAGUGGAGCGGUCUGACCUGUCUUUCAGCAAGGACUGGUCUUUCUAUCUCCUGGUCUACACAGAAUUCAUCCCCAAUGAAAAAGACGUAUACACCUGUCAAGUGAAACACAUCACUCUCAGUGAACCUAAGAUAGUUAAGUGGGAACGAGACAAUUAACCAGCAUCAUGGAGAGUUGAAGAUGCUUCAUUCAGAUUGCAAUUAGCCCAAAUUUUGUUCUUUAUCUUUUUAAAAUACUGAUUUGCUUUUUUAUUUCAUACAUGCAAUUCAGAAGGUUAUACUGAUCCUAAGAUGGGUACCACCUCUUUUCAAGAUUCCACUUUUGGAGCUCUGUCCUCAGGUUUGGAGUGUCUGGACAGGUAGUAAUAGGAGGGCUGGCAUCUUAGAGGUGAGGAGGAGAGAAGCUCCAAUUCAACACCAACCUCUUCGGUCUCUUAUACACAAAGCUAAUCAGACAUUUAUGCAUAUUCAGAAUUAAUCUCUACGUAGUAUGCUUUGCUUACAAUUUUGAGAACAUUUUUAGAAACAUAAUUGUCAGGAAUAUUGGAAUUUUGUUAUAAUGGAUGAAAAUUAUUUUUAUGUCUUCCAUCUAUUAAAGUAAGAUGUGAUUGGCCA
This is a messenger RNA of Choloepus didactylus (southern two-toed sloth), 882 nucleotides long. It is a transcript of the gene B2M, whose product is annotated as beta-2-microglobulin. Gene Ontology annotation, molecular function: MHC class II protein complex binding. Gene Ontology annotation, cellular component: MHC class I protein complex; MHC class II protein complex. Gene Ontology annotation, biological process: immunoglobulin production involved in immunoglobulin-mediated immune response; positive regulation of T cell activation; immune response. Bases 67 to 426 code for a protein of 119 amino acids. The record is from RefSeq and is a predicted model, not a curated record. Lineage: Eukaryota; Metazoa; Chordata; Mammalia; Pilosa; Megalonychidae. The transcript has 4 exons.